Messenger RNA from Coffea eugenioides, 780 nucleotides. RefSeq lists its product as uncharacterized. The transcript has 2 exons. Bases 7 to 741 code for a protein of 244 amino acids. Lineage: Eukaryota; Viridiplantae; Streptophyta; Magnoliopsida; Gentianales; Rubiaceae. The record is from RefSeq and is a predicted model, not a curated record.
GAUAGGAUGCUAAGUGCUAUUGAUUAUAAAGGAAAUAGCAUUAUACAUCUCGCAGCAAGCCUGGGAUCCCCUCCCAGCACCCCCCAUGGAUUUAUGCACCAAAUGAUGUGGGAUGUCCUCUGGUUUAAGCGAGUGCAGUAUGACUGUUAUCCAUAUCUCUGGCAACUACAAAAUUCUGAGGGGAAGACAGUAGAACAAGUAUUCGAGACGAACCAUGCAAGUGUACGCGAAAAGGCUGAGAAAACUGUGAGAGAACUGGCCAACACUGUGUUGAUUGUGUCUGUCCUCAUUGGUACCAUAAACUUUGCUGCAAUUUUUACUGUACCUGGAGGUUUCGAUCAAGAGAGUGGAGAGCCCAUUUUUCUUAAGAAGCGGCGCUGGGAAUUCAGCUUGUUGAUGUACUACUUAGCUGGAGGGCUGUUCUCCUCUCUGUUCACCAUGGGAACUCUGCUUGUGAUUAUCUUUAUGCGAUUUGAAACUGAGGAUUUUUAUGUUUCCCUGCCCUUCUACUAUGUGCUCGACGUUAUUUCCAUCUUCUACUCCGCGGGCUUCACAAUCACAGCAUGUUGCCAAGCAUUAAUAGUGCUGAAAGUCGUGAUUACCAACUUCAGACCCCUCGUGCUGCUCUUCUUUAUAUUUGGUAUGGUGGCCCUUGUGCUCCUGGAAACAUCAUAUGUGAUAUUCGACUAUAUGUAUUAUCUGAUUCGUUAUUCACUUUCUUAUAGAGGGCAAGAAUCUUAAGCACUGCACUUGUUUAUUCAUGUUAAUUUCGUGCAGACU